GGCUGGAAAGGGGAUAUGUUUGGAUCUCUGCUCUGGAAUGAAGGUGUCGCCGGUUGUGUGAGGAAACGGCGCCCUCUGGAGCCGAGAGCGGGGCACUGGCUGCGGUGCUGCCCUCUCCCAGCCUGCUGCUCCUCGGCGCAGUGCGAAUGUGAACAAAAAGAAAAACAUGUCGAACGACUGUUCGCUCGGUGAAUGCGGAAUCUUCAGCGUGUCUCGGGUUUGAAGCGGAGCUGUCGUUUCCGCGGCGAAGAGGCCGGAAAGAUGGUGCAGAAAACGCUGGGAUCCAUUGUAGGUCUGCUUUGCACAGGGACCUGUUUGGCCCAGGGAAAGGAGUCAUGUAUUGGCGUGAACAGUGAGAGAUAUCACUGUGAUAUGGGCUACUGUUGUGGGGAGAGGGAGUGCUGCACAUACUACUACGAGCUGUGGUGGUUCUGGCUGGUGUGGACUCUAAUCAUCAUGCUGAGCUGCUGCUGUGCAUACCGACACCGGCGUGUGAAGAUGCGCCUGCAGCAAGAGCAGAGGCAGAGAGAGAUCAGCCUCAUGGCCUACCAGGGAGCCUCCAGUUCCUUCAUCUCCCCACCACCCCUUAACCUGCGCUUCUGGACAGACUGCAAGCUACCUGAUUAUGAAGAAGUUGUAGGCCACCCCCCAACACCUCCUCCACCUUAUUCCGAGAUGCCUCCAGAAAUCUCACCCUCUAUCCAACCACCUGCCAAUCAGUCAGAGUCAGCUGUGGUUUUGGAGCCCCCAGUAGAGGCUGCACAAGCCGAAAACCAAGCAUCUGAUUCACCGGAACAGGACCUUGCAGCAGUCGCGGCCCCAUCAGCGUGUAGGGAGGAUGAGGGACCGGAUGUCCCCUUGGAGGAGGAGCUAAAUACACGACGGAGGCACGUGACUGGCGACUCAGGUAUCGAAGUGUGCGUGUGCCAGUUGGAUGUGGACGAAUGCUCUGGGCCAGAGGAGGAUGAAGGCAGGCUGUGUCAGGUAUCUGGAGGUGGCUGUUGCUCUGAGCGUGAGGCCCUGAGACCCAAAGAGCACUCUCACUCACCCGAACCCUCCUCCACACCCAGCGGAGACCGCCUGGUCUGAGUCACAUACAAAGGCUUCCAGCAAUAAGGCAUGGAAAAAGGGGAUGGCAACGUCAGCUUCGUCAACGUUAUGAUUAUGACCUAGUCAAUUAUAUUUUUCAUUUUUUUCAUCCUUUUUUCCUUUUUAUUUUUGCCAGUGGGUAGGGAUGACCUUCAAGUGCACAUGGUAAGGCAUUAAGUGAUGUCUUUUGCCAUUCGAGUAACGACUGAAUGAGUGACUUUCUGCCUGUGUCAACAAUGAUGACACAUGGUCUCUCUUUUUUUUUUUUUUUUUUUCUUUCCUGGAGUGGAUUUCUUUAUUUAGCUUGGUUAAGUGGUUGUGUUUUCCCUGAAUCACCCUUGUUUUGCUCUUUUUUCAAACUGGUUUGAGUGCAGUGCUGCGAUUUGGAGUGGGAAGACAAAGCAGCACUUCCAAGUAGAGCUUCUUCAUCCCAGCGCAGUCUCGGCCACAUUACAGUACAAAUGAGCAUUCCCACCCACUCUGUACUCUGUACUUUGUCUGUGUGGCCUGGGUUUGGUCUUUUCCCCUCUUGACAUUUUGUUUUGGCCAUGGCGUCAUAGACUGGCAGUCACUGACUCAUCACAAGGGGGGCUGAAAUGCAGGGAAUGGUCAGGGGAAAUGUUCCAGGAAGAGCGUCCCUCCAGUGGUGUCUAGGCCUGACUGCAUGCUUUGUUUUUCACAAGCCUCUGUUAAUGAGAGCACAGCUGCAAGCCUGACAUCAGCCGAGCUCCAUCCCCCAGGACCAAAGCACCUCUCAGUCAGAGAGGAAGAGAAGGGACUGGACAGCACAGCUUAAUAAGAAGACAGUUCCUUUAAGAUGAGGCAGUUGCGACAUGCCCCCCACACACCCGCACACACCCUCUCCCCUUGGCUCAGAGACAUGCUGUGGUCAACAGUGGGUCGUAAGCCAGCAGACAAGAUAUGCUUUGACUGCUGCUCUGGUUUCGGGGGCACCACUGCCAUUCGCUAGCUUUCACUUUAACCCCCCGUUGACGCUCGGCCUGUGAAGUGAACAUCUAUAAAAAGCCAGUGGUUGGCAACCUUCACGCCAGACUGAUAGCAAUAUAAAUGUGUCUAGCCAAGUCAUCCCUCCUUGGGGGUGUGGGUGCGGUGUUUAAGCUCUUUUGCUGUUUUAGCUGUGAGAAAAGAAACAGCAAACAUUGCAGUUUAAGAAAGAGGAGAGAUGAAUAGAGGGAGGGAGUGAGUUGACUGAAUAUUUAAUUGGUGUAAAUACCAUCUUUCUUUUCCUUCGUAUUUGGUAACCUACGUCUUUUUCCUUCAGCUCUCUGUUAACAAGAACCUUCGACAUUUUUGUACAUGACACUUUCCAAAGCAAUAAGGUUUCUUGAUCCCUCAGGUUUUAGACCACUGUUGUGACCACAAGUUGCAUUAAUACCAUGCAUGUCUGUUUAUGCGUGCGACUGUGAGGGCAUCUCUUCCUGUCUCUUUGUAUUUAAAACGUGAAAUAAAAAAAAAAGUUUUCCAACAGAAAAAUGGACAGACCCAGCCUUGACCAGUGCUGCUGCUGUUGCUGCUGCUAUUUUGACCCUUGUUAUAGAGCUCUGUGUGCGGGUAUGUUUUGCUUUGCUCUCACUCGAAUCGCUCCUCCCCUAGCUCAUUAAAAUCUGUCUAUCUUCUGAUCUAGUACGCCAUUCUCUUAAUGCAUUGGGUACAUUCUUUUAGCUGACUAACUAAAACCAGCACACACAGAGGUGCUGUGUACCAUGUGUGACAUUUUUUCCACAUGGGUCAGCCUAGCUGUGUACUUGCAUAUAUUCAUUCAUGUGAAGGGGUAUGUAUCUCUUGCAUCACAUGCUUUCUUUCUCCGUGGAAAGGCACCAAAUGAAAACAGCCGUCCCGCAGAAGGUGUGACACCUGCCAGCACAAAUAGUGGGAGCAGAAAUGCUGUGCUCUCGUGGUGUCCUUGUAGUUCACUUUCAGUUCCGCCACUCUGUACUAAGUGCAUACGGUGGCAGUUAUUAUUAGCACUUGUACUUAUUGCAUAUUCAUAGCGUUUAGUACAACUAUAGUUGGUUUGCUCUGGUUUAUAUCAGUUACAAGAUUUGAAAACCUGAAGCAUUUUCUCUUGAUUUGGAUUGGUUUGGGUUGUUUCACACUGGUAAAAUACAAGUGCAUCAAAAUGUGUUACAUCAAACUAUGUGGGAAUGUUAUCUCCGCUUAUAUGGAGCAACAGCAAACGUGGCAUCUGCUAUAUUAUUUGGCUCUAGAGUUUGUGUGGGAUUUUUGCGACCAAGACCACCUACGCUCAAGGUGACAUUGUUUUGGUCAUCACCUGAGAUUGAUUACUGUGUUCACACCUGCCCAAACAAAUCGCAUCAAGGGUAAAAAUGAUCCAGUUUAGUUUGAAUGAGUCUGAAUUUAAUUGGACUAAAAAAUUACAUGUGUAACGUUCACACGUUUUCUGUGGUGCAGACCGCCUGUUUCAUUUGCAGUAGUUUGAUGCAUUCUUUAUGCGGUUGCCAGUUAUGCUAGAGUAGAGUCACCUACUUUGUUUUUUCGCUGUAGCUUGAGCCAGUUUUGAGGCACUUCAAGCUAAUUUUCUAGCAGGAGGACCAUUAUGUUUUUAGAGCCUUUCACAUAAAAGGGGGUAAAGUGAUGGUAGUCCUGCUGUGUUAGCAGUGUUGCCUUACUGUGGUCAUUUUGGUUAUACUGAGAUAGAUGUACACAAGCAUCUUUAGUCUUGACUUUAAGUUAAUCUGUAUGUGUUCUGUUCAUUUUGAGCAUACGCUCCAUAAUCAUUCUUAGAGCCUUCUUUAGAUUUAAGCUGGGUUGACAGUGUGAUUGUGUUUCUUCUGAUGUUCUGGAUGUGGUUUAGGCAUUCUGAUCAGGCAAAGGCAUGAUCUGUAGUGUAUUGUUCAGUAGUGUAGAUAGUUGUUGUUCCUCCCUUGUGGCAUAGAAAGCCUGUUUUGGGUGCUGAACGAGAAUCUAGAACCUAGAUUUUUGGGGAGAAAUUUCUGGAUUGAUGAAAAAUGAUGAGAGUGGUGUAGCUUUCAGAGAAGUUUGAGGUUGUAACCCAGUUGAUAUGUAGAGUAUGUGUUGACUUGAGUUGCAUGUCUUCUGCAUUAGCAUCGUGAUCUAAAUGAGAUUUCUUUUAGUUUUUGAUUUUUGGUGAUUCGGUUGGAAAUUACGGAACGGGGUCUCCGCAUGAGCCCGCUAUGCUUGUGUGGGAGAAAAUAUAUUGCCAAACUUAUAUGGCGCUACGUGUUUACCUGCAUAAAAAAGGGCUAGUCAAUUACAAACUCUAGGUUUGAGGUUCAUGUGAUGUUCUUGUUUGUAUGUGGAAUAAUACACGAUUGUACUUUUCAGGGCCUGUUUUGUAGGUGCACUGAAAUAGAAGGAGCGUUUUGAGGGGUUUCUUUUGAGAUUGGCAGAGUUAGCACCUCUUUGCAAGAUUCGUUUGGUUUGGGAAAAGUAAGUGGCCCUCAGGUUUUUCUGCCUUUUGUGUGACUGUCCUUUGUGUGCGUAUUUUUCUCAUCUUUUCUUGCUAUCUUCUUCUGCUUGAGGGAAUACCCCUCAAGAGAGCGAGUGUGAGUGUGUGUACUUGUGUUGAGCUGUAUGUGACGGCGAUGAGACCUAAACCUGUGCCUCUCGUGGUCUCAUUUCGCCAAACGGCUUGAACGUGGCAACAGAAACCUUGGCGACAGAUCCGUAGAAAACGACUUUUCUUUCCCUCCCUCCUUUUGACCGAGGUCUCGUGAAGGGAGUCGAGCCUUGUGCAGGCGCAUUGCUUCAGGGAAAUUACGGUCCUGUCUCGGAAAUUGCCACAUCGCCCUCUGUGCUCUCUCUCUUUCUUUCCUUCUUUCCUACUUUUAUUAUUUCCUAAGAAUUUUGUCUGGAUUUUGACCCCGUCCAGUUUCCACAACACAUCCAACCGGGAUGUUUACACUUACUCUGUGCCUUGCUCCUCACAACGAAGCUUUCUCAACGGAAAAUUCCCACCCCUACACUCCCUUCCCCCUCCUCCCUUCUGUUUUGUGUGUGUGUGUGACUUCACACCUCUGUAAUGUACUGUACUGUACUGUAUCUAACUAGGCUAUGCAAAAAAUAAAGUAAAAAAUGGAGGAGGAAAGUAGGGGUGGGGUUUAAAAAAAAAAAAAAAGAAAGAAAAGCUCACGCACUCUCAUGUAUGAGGUUAUAUAUGAGUGCGCUAUGGUUGUCAGUCCAUGCUAGCAAUACUAUUCUAAAUACACAUUGCACUGUACGUUAGUAGGCAUACAUCUUAAUCUAUUUAAUUAAUAAGAGAUUUGAGGAGGAGGAGGAGGAGAAUGAAAGGGGACAACAAAUGGUUGCUACUAUGAUGAUUUUUAGGUGUUGAAUGCGUUUGUGAGGCCGUAUCUUUUGCCAUGUAAAAGGAGGAAAGGAAGGAAAAUGAAAAAGCCAUGACGGUUGGUGUUUGUGUCCUCAUGUCUCGUCUUGUAAUGUGAUCUGAUCUAAAUAGCUCAGUUUGCAGUCGCUCCAGUGCGUCCUCUGUAAUUCUCCUGUCAGCCUGCCAUGGGAGAGACUUGUUUUCCCUCCUGUGCCACGGGUAUAUUCAUAAUGCUCUGUUUUUUUGUUUUUCCCCAUUUUAUGCAGUUCCAAACUGGCAGCAUUCAUGUUACUGUAUUAGUUUCACCUCACUGGCAGCACUCAGUUUUCACACAGGUUGUAUCUGUAAUGGUAAAUCUGGCUUCUUCACAAAACUGAGUGGAAUUCUGCUGUUUUGGUGUUCUUUUGCUUAUCAGCGACUGAACUCUGAACUGUGGACAUUUUCUGUUUUUUUUUUUGUUUGUUUUCAUUUUUUUCAAGUUUUUUUUUUUUUUAGUUUUUUUUUCUCUCCAAAGUAUCUGCCCAAGUGGACUUUAAAUGACGACGCCUGUGUUAGAGGGCUGUAUGAUUUGAACAGUGUGAUUACAGUGUGAAGCUUUCUAGCCCUUUCUGCAUGUCAUAUGAAUAAGUUGGCCUUUCACACAGGCUUAGGGCAGUUCUUUCCAUCACAUACCAACGUAACUUACUAUUUUAAUGCCAUAAUUUGUACCAAUCAUUAAUGUUCAGUUAAAAACGUGUAUCUCAUGUAUGUUUAUUGCGUUUCUUUGACACAUAUUUGUUGACAGAUUUUGUGCGCAGAAUGAUUUUUUUUUUUUUUUUUUUUGACAAAACAACAGCAAAAAAAAAGAAGAAAAAAAGGUAAAAUGUUUGCAUGAAGUGGUCAUUUGAGAGCACAGACCCUUUUCUUUGUUCUUAUCGCCUAGAUCAAGCCAAAAAAAAAAAGGUUAAAAUGUGGAAACUGAAAUACAAGCACUGAAAUGUGUGGUUAUAUUGUACUGCUAGGGAUUAGUAAGAGGUUGGCUGUGUACUCUUUAGUUAUUUGUAUUUUAUUUUUGUAAUAAAAUAAAUGAUAAAGCA
This is a messenger RNA of Astyanax mexicanus (Mexican tetra), 6492 nucleotides long. It is a transcript of the gene wbp1, whose product is annotated as WW domain binding protein 1. The record is from RefSeq and is a predicted model, not a curated record. The transcript is spliced from 4 exons. Bases 193 to 1089 code for a protein of 298 amino acids. NCBI's taxonomy places the organism in Eukaryota, Metazoa, Chordata, Actinopteri, Characiformes, Acestrorhamphidae.